Molecule: messenger RNA, 600 nt
Organism: Penicillium chermesinum
Lineage: Eukaryota; Fungi; Ascomycota; Eurotiomycetes; Eurotiales; Aspergillaceae
Product: 60S ribosomal eL21 domain-containing protein
Exons: 4
Coding region: 1-600 (199 amino acids)
Biological process (GO): translation
Cellular component (GO): cytosolic large ribosomal subunit; ribosome
Molecular function (GO): structural constituent of ribosome
Source: RefSeq, a predicted model, not a curated record
AUGCCUCACUCCUACGGUCUGCGCGCCGGCACUCGGUAUGCCUUCAGCCGAAACUUCAAGGAGCACGGUAUGAUCCGUCUCUCCACCUACCUGAAGACUUACCGGGUUGGUGACAUUGUCGACCUCAAGGUCAACGGUGCCGUCCAGAAGGGUAUGCCCCACAAGGUCUUCCACGGCAAGACUGGUGUUGUCUACAACGUCACCAAGUCCUCCGUCGGUGUCAUCAUCUACAAGCGUGUCGACAACCGCUACAUCGAGAAGCGCAUCAACGUCCGCAUCGAGCACGUCCAGCACUCCCGCUCGCGUGAGGAGUUCAUCAACCGUGUCAAGGAGAACGCCCUCAAGAAGAAGGAGGCCAAGGAGAAGGGCAUUCACGUCCACCUGAAGCGCCAGCCCGCCGGCCCCCGCCCCGGCCACGUCGUCUCCCUUGAGGGUAACGCCCCCCGAGACUGUCGCCCCUAUUGCCUACGACACCCACAUCUAAGCGAAUCACGAAAAUGGGACUUUGGGUUCGGUAUGCGUGGUUGUUCGGUGUUUUUUAAACUGGGUUUUCGCCGUUGUUAUCCACCCAGCGGGGUGGAUUGCACUUGGGUUGCAUGA